This is a messenger RNA of Aegilops tauschii subsp. strangulata, 2064 nucleotides long. RefSeq lists its product as uncharacterized. The record is from RefSeq and is a predicted model, not a curated record. NCBI's taxonomy places the organism in Eukaryota, Viridiplantae, Streptophyta, Magnoliopsida, Poales, Poaceae.
GAGAAGAAAAAAGAGGACGGGCGCACACCAAAAUUCACCGCCCCUCUCCUCUCCUCUCUCCUCCGUCUGACCGCGAAGCUCCGUCCGUCCGCAUCGCCUCAUAAAUCCCCCUCCGCCCUACCCAGCCAGCAGCACCUACCGCCAUUCCCCCAAUCGCCGUGUGCGCCAGCCCCAACCCAAAUCCACUCGCCUCACCGCCACCGUCGCACCUCAUUUGUUUAUCAAUCACCAGCUCCCCUCCCCUCUCCCCCGUUCGUCCAAACAAACAAUCCGCGUUUAGAUCCGUCCGCUCAGGCGCUAGUGGGGGGAGAGGGGGAUUUAGGUGAACAAGCAUCUUGAUUUUGACCGGUCCCAGCUCGACCUGCCUGCGCGUUUCUCCUUAAAUCUCCUGCGGUGGAGGGAGGAGGGGCCGAGGCCGGACCAAGAACAGCUGCUGCUCCGGACAUCUUGGUUGCUGCUGUCCCAAGGAAGGCUUCAGGGGUUUCAGUAACAGGUUGCUCCGUUGCCUUGAUAGACUAAUUAAUAAUGCUGAGGCAGAGCUCUAGUAGGAACCACAGAUCGAAAGGUCUGAAGCUAAAGAAAGCUCUUCAGAUAAGUCUUUUGGUUCUUGUGUCUGUUUGGUUGCUCUACCAAGUAAAGCAUUCUUACGAGAAGAAGACGGCAUAUAAUGAAAAUGAUGCCACCAAUCACGAAGCCGGUGAUGAGCAUAAAGAUGAUCAGAGCCAGGUGGGCGUCAUCAAACUGGGCAGGAAAGACCUGCCAGCAAAGGAGGCCGAUUCGUCAACACUGGAUGAACGGGUUGAGGACGAAGAGAAUGAGGAGAUGGACCCAGAAAUGAAGCGCGAUGAGCAUGAUGACGACCCCAUUGAUGAGCCGGACCUGGACAAGGAUGAGGAUCUUCCUGAGCCUGGGGAGCACUCGGCUAACAAGGAUGAAGGGUCAGACGGCAGGGCUGUGUUUGAGGACGAAGAGCGUAAAGAGCGCUCUCAGGAGGAUCAAGAGAAGAGUUUCCAUGGUGAUGAUGUCUCUAGCGCUGUAACACAUGACCCUCCGUCAUCGCAGCAAGAUGUGCUGACCCAUCAUGCCCAAGAGAAGAUCUUGUUCGUGGAUGAUGCUUCAACUGCAGUUCCUCAUGAAAACCAGGAACCUGAGCACAAGGAGGAGGAAGAUCGUAAGGCUAGGGAGAAGAGUUCUGGAGGUGAGAACGUUUCAAGUUCUGUGGACCAUGAUGCCCAACUCACGAAUCCUCUCCCGGACGAACAGCUGAAGAACAUGGAUAGGAUCUUUGAAGGCACCACCAAUUUAUCAAAUGGAUUUACAUUCCGGGGUCCUGGAGUGAAUGGAAGCAAUGCUGUCGGGGAGCACGAGGCUUCAGGAUCUAAUGCGUCGUCCAACCCAAACAUGAGCACUCCCAGCAUGGUCUCGGAAAGCAAGACUGAUCCAACUCCAGUAAAUGUGACAAGCAACUAUGCUGGAUCAGUGACAAGUAAUUCAACCUCUUUGAAAGGUCAACAUGAGCAGCCAGUAAAUUCAACAGCAGCAUCAAACAACCAAACACAACUCUUAGCUGACCUGACAUCAGCCGAGCUGAAUUCUCCACCGAAUGGGACUACGGUGGCUUCGGGUUCAACCGAUGCCCAAAAGGCCACAUCUAGAGACGGAGACAAUGGCGGUAACAACACCGACACCUCUUCCACUCCGGCCAGCAAUAAAGAAGACGGCGGCGGCGACGCUCAGAAAGAAGACCAAGACGUGUCGACGAAAAUCAUGAACAAAGCGAUCGGCGAAGGCGAAGUUCUCCUGGAGUGAUCUCUCUCUUCUCCUGUUAGCCGCUUCUCGCAUGACCUGUAAGUUUGUAGGACCUCCAUCCAAGAUGAGCGCCGCGAGUGCCCUGCUUUUUGUGUAAGUUUGGUACGUGGGGACCUGCUUCGUGUUUGCCUAGGGUACAUCACGGUAUGCAUGGGGCAUAUGUGAUGAGCAAGAAGCUUGUGUUGGAAGAGACAUUAUACCACCCAUUCGGCAGCUCUGAAGCUUUGCUGCUGGAAUGCCAACUACUAGUGACAA